AUGAAGAAUGCAAGACGAAUUACUGAUAAUCCGUAUCUUGUCAAUGAAAUUGUUGAGGGUAUUUUUUUAAGAUUACCAGUUAAAACUCUGCUGCGAUUCAAGUGCAUAUGUAAGCGCUAUUGCGAUCUGAUUUCAAGCCCCUGGUUUAUCACUCUGCAUCGAAAGAUCUUUAAUUCAGAACCUUAUAACCAUUGUAUCCUUGUCCAGACUGGGGAGAUAAAUCGUUUGAUCCGUAUACGAAAUCCUGGCUGCCUGAUAAAGAUUAAUGAACCCUGUACGUCUAAUUAUACUGUUGUAGGUUCAAUCAAUGGCUUGGUCUGUCUAGUUACUACUACUGGUUCCCGUAAAUUGAUUUGCCUAUGGAAUCCUUCCAUAAAUCAAUUCAAGAUGUUCCCUCCUAUGAGGCGUCAAAUGACACGCUACAUUGAUGUUAGUAUGGGUUUUGGAUAUGAAAAAGAUUCUGACGAUUACAAGGUCAUGAGGGUUCUAAGCUAUAAAACAGUUUGGCCACCUACUACACUUCUUGAGGUUUACUCAACCAAAUUGGAAUCUUGGACAGUACGGAAGUUUGAUGUUCACUUAAAAAUGAGUAUGUGCCGCUGUGAUGUAAUUGUUGAAGGGUUUACUUACUGGGUUGCCAAAGACUUGGAUGAAAGUACUGUUCUUGUCUCAUUUGAUUUGAGUAGUGAUGAUCUCAGAUUAAUUCCAGUACGGGAAAGUUUGAUAACUGAAUCCCAAAGUUUUGAGGCCACGAACUAUCAUGGGUCAUUUGCAUUGCUUGUAUACUCUUCACCCAGUGAAUUCAAGGCGUGUCUUGAGGUUUGGAUGGUUGAAGAUGUCUCUGCAGAGGCGUAUAGAUGGCAAAAGAAGUUCACCUUUCGCAUGGAUUUUGAGUUUUCAAGUCAUUGGGGUCUUACUGGUGGAGAUAUAGUAGUUAAAAAUGCUCCAAACAUGCCGUUCUUGUUCAAUCUGACAACAAAACAAAUGAGUGUAAUAGGAAUAAAUCCUAUUCUUUCACUUUUCAACUAUACCGAGAGCCUUGUAUCAAUUGAGGGUUUCAAGCGUAUCCGCAAUCAACAGAAGGUGAGAAGGAGGAGGAAUGAUUCACUUCCACAGAAGAAUCAGCAAGACAGAGCUAACAGGCACAUAGCUGAACUUAGGGAUUUAAAUGUGUAG
Molecule: messenger RNA, 1176 nt
Organism: Solanum verrucosum
Lineage: Eukaryota; Viridiplantae; Streptophyta; Magnoliopsida; Solanales; Solanaceae
Product: F-box/kelch-repeat protein At3g23880-like
Exons: 1
Coding region: 1-1176 (391 amino acids)
Molecular function (GO): protein binding
Source: RefSeq, a predicted model, not a curated record